CUUUGAGAACAUUCUCUCUGGAUAAAUUACACUACUGGAGAGAAAGUGGUUCUGGCAUGAGCAGCCUAGCUUAUUUUCUCUCUAAGGAUACAGUUGACCAUUUUAAUACAGUAAUCAAACCUGCAGUAUAUCUCUCUAUGUUCUACUUCUUCACGAAUCCAAGAUCUAGCUUUGCAGAUAAUUACUUGGUCUUGUUCUGCCUUGUGUACUGUGUAACUGGUACAGCCUAUGCAUUUGCCAUCAUUUUCGAAUCAGGCAUAGCCCAGCUGUGUUCAAUUCUUCUUCCAGUUGUUUUGACUCUCGUGGGGACACAGCCAAAAAAUAGUGAAUUCAUGAAGAUUUUAGCGAAGUUUUGCUACCCUAACCGGGUUUUGGAAGCAUUCAUCAUUGCAAAUGCUGAAAGGUAUAAUGGAGUGUGGCUGAUUACUCGGUGUGGCUUCCUUCUUAAGAAUGGCUAUGACCUUCGUGAUUGGAACCUAUGUAUAUUUAUCCUUAUCCUUAUAGGAAUCAUUAGUCGUGUGAUUGCAUUUCUUUGUAUGGUGACCUUCCAAAGGAAGUGA
Molecule: messenger RNA, 560 nt
Organism: Quercus robur (English oak)
Lineage: Eukaryota; Viridiplantae; Streptophyta; Magnoliopsida; Fagales; Fagaceae
Product: putative white-brown complex homolog protein 30
Exons: 3
Coding region: 57-560 (167 amino acids)
Molecular function (GO): ABC-type transporter activity
Source: RefSeq, a predicted model, not a curated record